This is a messenger RNA of [Torrubiella] hemipterigena, 366 nucleotides long. The record is from the annotation of a GenBank genome assembly. NCBI's taxonomy places the organism in Eukaryota, Fungi, Ascomycota, Sordariomycetes, Hypocreales, Clavicipitaceae.
AUGCCUGUCCUCGAACUAAAGUCCAAGAAGGAGUACCUCGACCUUGUCAACAAGAACUCCUACGUUGCCCUCCAGGCCACAGCCACCUGGUGCGGUCCCUGCAAGGCCAUCUCGCCCAUCUUCGCCAAGCAGGCCGACGAGCUUGCCUCUGCCGAUACCUACGCGUUCGCCAAGUUCGACACUGAGGAGGUUCCUGAUCUUGCCCAAGAGCUUGGAAUCCGCUCCAUACCCGCCUUCUUCUUCUUCAAGGACGGCGACUUGGACGAGUCCAUCACUGGCGCCAACGUUCCCGCCCUGAAGAAGGCUGUCGAGGGAUACGCCGCCAAGGCCAAGGAGACAAAGCUCUCAACCGACGAAGACUUUUAA